Messenger RNA from Papilio machaon (common yellow swallowtail), 3538 nucleotides. RefSeq lists its product as uncharacterized. The transcript is spliced from 6 exons. NCBI's taxonomy places the organism in Eukaryota, Metazoa, Arthropoda, Insecta, Lepidoptera, Papilionidae. The record is from RefSeq and is a predicted model, not a curated record. Bases 240 to 3359 code for a protein of 1039 amino acids.
CGUCUGCGUGGAAGCUUAAAAUCCGUGGUGGGCGUUGACAUCUAGUAGGUACUACGGUUUUUUGCCAACGGAAGGCAACAGCGAUAUUUAAAUACAUUUCGUAGGCGAAGGCUGCUCCGCGGCGGCGGAGCUCUGUCAGUGAGCUUCGUACGGGCGCGUAAAGCGGACGUGAGCGCCAGUGAGUGCGAGCGAACAUCCCGAGUGUAGCUGCAGCGAUCAAGAUACGAACACCGACAGUCAUGGAAGUCGCGGGUCAGUGGCGGCGGGAGUGGGCUGGAACGGCCGAAUAUGGAAAGGUUACAGAAGGCGGUGUGACGAAGCGCGUAGCGCGCGCAAUGGAAGUGCUGCAUGCAAGCGCGCCGGGAGCUCGCGUGCGCGUGUUGCGCGCAGCGUACCACUCCACCGCAGGCCCGGGGGUGCCCGCCUCCUCCUACAUGCUUCAGUCUUCCAGAAGGGUAAUAUCAUCUGGAUAUGACUUCGUAGAACCAACAUCAUUGCCGUCAAAGCCUUUGGAGAUAUCUUCGAUACCUUUAGAAACUCUAGAUUCAGAUGUUGAGAAACAGAAUUACAAAGUAACCGAACCCGAUGAUUUAGAUAUAUCAGAACCGUCAAAAUGGCGCAGCGGUGUCGGAAGGAGCUCGAUUCGAAUGCCGAGUGAGGAAUCUUCAUCGGCCGAUAACGCCAGCAUUAUUGACCUCGAUUCUAGAACAAAUCAAAGGAAUUCUUUCAAAAGUCAUAUAUACGAACACAAUGAGGACAGGAUAAAGCCAAACCAUCCUAAAAAUAAUAGAGUAUCGCCAUUAUUAGAUGCACCUGUAACACUAAGUACACUUAAAUACAAGUCUCUCUUAAACGGCAGCGACGACUGGAAUAAUAGACGAAAGAGUUAUAGUUUUGAAGAUACAGCACCGUUGAACAAAAUGAUUUUAGAUAGAAAAGAUAGAUUUGCAAUUGAAUCUUCUACUGAUAGUGGUAUUUGUAAGUCUUCUGAAAUCGUUAACGAUGUAGACAGCGCACGCCAAUAUAAAAGGGAUAGAAAGCCAGAAACACAAGAUGAAACAUUCAAAGAUUGGCUUUACAAGAACAGAGUCGGCCACCCUAUGAAGCCGGUCAAGGAGCAUAGCGUGACACCGGACAGACUCAGUGACAAUAAUAUAACACUACAGUCUUCAGGCAAAGUAUGUAUCACCCUUCCAGUAGCUAUUGAGACAGAAAAUGGUUACGAGUACAGAAAAUCACUGAACGUUGACGAAAAUGAUCGUAAAUCCAAAAAGGUUGAAUUUUGUAAAACUGAAUUACAUUUUGCGGCAGAUACAGGAACCGUUAAUAUAAUCGCCACGGAUGAAAAACCACCUCCUACGAACGAUUUUAGAAGGCGAAGAAGUGCAUUUGUUCCUAUUAGCGAUAGAUUCGAAAAGUCUGUUACUUUGUUCGGCGAAAAGACUGACUUUCACGGAAGUAGUAAAACUGAAUAUUUUUCUAGUUAUAGCACUAACGAUGUUGGUGACUCCGAUGAGAAUACAGCAGCUACAAAAAGUAUUCUCAAAAAUAAAAUUCCGAAACCCAAGCCAUAUCUCUUAGGAGAGAACAUGUCACUUGGGGACGAUGAUAAUGUAAAAAAUGGCAGUGUUGAUGAUAACAAUGGCAUAUCUGGUGUUACUCUGGUUAAUGCCCAACUUCAGGCUGACAAAAUAUACUGUAACGAAACUAGGCCUAGUUAUUCAACUAGUUCUGGCUCAACUGCUAUUCUUCAAAAGUCUUAUAGGACCACCAAUGAAGGUACCUUCAGACAAGGCAGUUUUAGGAAGACUUCUGCAAAGCCCGUAGUGGAAACAGAUAAACACUUGCGAUUGAGUAGCGAAAAGGAUGACCUUUCAACGAAUUCGGUUAAAAGAAAAUUGCAAAUGAUUCAAAAAUCGCCAACACUAGGAAUUUCGAAUACGCGCCAACUGAGGGAUAGCGAUCUAAUGUAUUUCGGAAUUGCAAAAGAUCGGAAGUUCGAUUCGAACUCACAUGAACGCCACGAGAAUAAACUAUACGAUAAAAAUAAUGAGCAAGAGGAGAUUUUUGAAUCGGUCAGAUUGGUUCGAAAAAUUUCAAGCAGUGUUUGUAGUAGCGAUAUGGAAUCAGAUGAUGCGCCAGAAUAUCAAAAUAUAUUGUAUAAAGCAAAUUACACACCUGUUCCCGCUCCUCGUGGACGGAACAAAUAUGACAUAGAAAUAGAAACAAGAUCACGAAAUUUGAAUUCAAUAGAGGAACAAGAUAACGACGAUGUUCCGACGACGCUAAGAAGGUCCAGAUUAAGAAGGCAAGAGACGACUAGUUCUUCAAGCCGCAGCAUAUCUGAGCCCCCGAAGGCUAACAGGUUGCGUCACAAAGAACCUAACCCUCAAAAGAGUAGUUCAAGAAAUUCUCCUUCCUUACGUAUGAAGAAGGACGAUUUUAAUAAAGUACUUGAUAUAGCAGAAGAAACUGUUUCCAAAGACAGUUCGUCUUUGUACGUUAAUUUAAGACCAAAAGAAAGGCACCGUGCAAACGAUAAAAAAGACUUAAAACAGCAAACUCGAAUAAAAACACAAUCAAAUCUAACUGAAAAAAAUAACACCAUGGAACGUGUUAAAGCAAGAAAUACUAAUCAAGAUGAAGAUGGAAAGAAAAAAGCUGUAAGGUCAGAUUCGCUAAAGAAUAAAAGCAAUGUAAAUGAAAGUUCACCAACGCGUAAAACUAGAGUACAAAGAACAGAAAAACUAGUUACUCCUGAACUACCUCAUAGUGGAAGAAGGAAUAGAAUCGAGGAGAGUAUUUACGAUAGAAGCAAUACAAAAAGUGGAAAAGAUUUAACAUCUGCACAGAAGGACGAUCGAAUACGAUCAUUGCAUCGUCACGCGAAACCUUUACCCGAUGCUAAUAACUCCUUAAAAAAACAGGACACCCUAAGAGUGGAUACUACUAAAGAUUUUAAAGAAAACUUUGAUAUAAAACAUAUUACACAUCCCACAAUUAAUAAUAAUUUAACCAGCAUUUCACAAAAAACAAAACCAUCAUCAAAAUCGAAGAACAAAAUUCCCGACAACUAUAAUGACACGAAAAAGUCUAGACGAAGUGAGUAUGUCAUUAAUUACGAUGAUAAAGAAGGAACGGUCUCGUCUAUACGAAAAGUUAGAUCGAAACAUGGUUCUGAAACUAAAAUCCGUUCUGCUAAAGAGAACAAAGAGAAUGCUACUAUAGAACAUAAUGUUAGAAUUAAACAAAUAAAUAAAAUAGCCUUACAAAAGAUACCAGAUCAGAAGGAAAAAGGAUUUAUGGGAAAGGCAAGAAAAUCAAAAACACAUAUUCAAAGACCUUGCCAUCUUUUAUAACCGAAUAGAUUAGUCUAUUUAAAUAAAUCGAGGAAAAAAAUGCUUGAAAGUAAAAUCACAAAGUGAUUUUCGAAAGUUGUAUUUUGUUUGUUGCUGUUUUAUUGAAGAAAAGAAGUGUAACAAUGAUCUCACGGUGAUUUUUUUAAUAAUAACGAUUUUGUAUUUUCUCUAAUAACGCU